Messenger RNA from Oncorhynchus tshawytscha (Chinook salmon), 482 nucleotides. Its product is annotated as OTU domain-containing protein 7A-like. Gene Ontology annotation, biological process: protein K63-linked deubiquitination; protein K48-linked deubiquitination; protein K11-linked deubiquitination. Lineage: Eukaryota; Metazoa; Chordata; Actinopteri; Salmoniformes; Salmonidae. The annotation marks the transcript as partial. The record is from RefSeq and is a predicted model, not a curated record. Gene Ontology annotation, cellular component: nucleus; cytoplasm. Gene Ontology annotation, molecular function: K63-linked polyubiquitin modification-dependent protein binding; cysteine-type deubiquitinase activity. The transcript is spliced from 3 exons.
UCAGGGCUGGUGUACACAGAGGAGGAAUGGGAGAGAGAAUGGAACGAGCUGCUAAAACUAGCUUCUAGUGAACCGCGUACACACAGCAGCAAGAACAACAACAAUACUGUAGGGGUGGAUAACUCAGAGGACCCUGUGUAUGAGAGUCUGGAGGAGUUUCAUGUGUUUGUCCUGGCUCACGUGCUGCGUCGACCAAUCAUAGUGGUGGCUGACACCAUGCUACGGGACUCAGGGGGAGAGGCAUUUGCCCCCAUCCCGUUUGGAGGGCUGUACCUGCCCCUGGAGGUGCCUCCUAACCUGUGCCACUGCUCCCCCCUGGUCCUAGCUUACGACCAGGCACACUUCUCUGCCCUGGUGUCCAUGGAGCAGAAGGACCAGCACCAAGAACAAGGUAAGACAGACGACUGGAAGUUGACUCCUAAUGUGACUGGGAAUGUCCUAAUGUGUAUACCAUAACUCCUAAGGAGACUGAGGAUGUCCUA